Molecule: messenger RNA, 9320 nt
Organism: Alexandromys fortis (reed vole)
Lineage: Eukaryota; Metazoa; Chordata; Mammalia; Rodentia; Cricetidae
Product: claudin-22-like
Exons: 2
Coding region: 8567-9229 (220 amino acids)
Biological process (GO): bicellular tight junction assembly; cell adhesion
Cellular component (GO): plasma membrane; bicellular tight junction
Molecular function (GO): structural molecule activity
Source: RefSeq, a predicted model, not a curated record
UUCUUCCGCAGUGAAAUGGAAGAGCGACUUCAACGUUCCUUAGUGACCUGUCUUCAGGAAACAGACACGGAGCCACCCACGGCGAGAACAAAGAGCGCUGUGUCUGCGGACACAGGUGUUCGUGCAGCCGCAAGUGAACCUGGACGGCUGGGAGACCCGUGCUCCCCUCCCACCCCUAACCCCCCCUGCACGCGGCUCCGUUGCUCUGCUUGGCUUUGUGCGUUAACUGCCGAACUGCGGAACUGCGCAUCUGCCAGAGCCCCUGGUUGGCACCGGAGCGGUGUGCUGCUUCAGAGGAUUUCCUCCUGAAGUCUGUAGAGAGGUCUGAAGGGCAUGUAAUCCGAAUUCCUCCUGCGUGCCCCAGGAUCUCUGAGGCUUGUUCCAGGUUACAGUCUGCCAUCGAGAAAGAUCAGGGCAAGAUCAAGCAGAAACUGGAAGCAGAAACCAUGGAGGAUGAGGCUGGAAAGAUGGCUGACUGGUUAAGAGCACUAAUUGUUCUUUCAGAGGACCCAGGUUCAAGUCCCAGCACCAUAUGAUGGCUCCUCUCCACCUGAAACUCCAGUUCUAGAGGACUGGAUGCCCUUUUCUGCUCCUUGGGAUCCUAUACUCCUGCAGGGCACUUAAACUCACACAAGCACACACACAUUAAAAACAAAAGGCAAACACACAACCGCUACGGAGGGAUGCUGCUUGCUGUUCUUCCUUGCAGGCUCCUGCUUAGCUAGUUUUCCCACAUAUUCUAGGGCCACCAGCCCAGGGAAUGGCGCCACCCACAGUGGGCUGGGCCCUAUAACAUCAAUCAACAAUCAAGACAAUCCCCCACUAGGCUCAGGCCCAUCUGAUCUAAGGACUCCUUCAGAAAAGAGGUUCUCGGGUGACUCUAGGCUGUGUCAUCCUGGGGGUUACAGUCGAGUAGGACAGACGUGGGGGUUCAUUUAAAUUCUUUCCCAUAGAUGGCCUCCAUUAGCCAUCAAAUAUGUAUUUCCCCCCAAACUGAUCCUAUUUCCAGGUGACACACAGCAGAGAUGUAAAAGAUCUGUUUACCUCCUUAUGCCCAGCGCCUUGCCUAUGGCAACUCAGGUAACACUUGUUGAAGGGGCUGGGGAGGUGGCUCAGUGUAGUAUGAGCUGCAUGCUGCUUCCCUGCCUGGCUCCCGGCCACCGGCUAGCUUUACCCGAAAUAAUUACACGGAAACUGUAUUCAUUUAAACACUGCUUUGGCCCAUUAGCUCUAGCUUCUUACUGGCUAGCUCUCAUAUCUCGAUUAACCCAUUUCUAUUCAUGUGUGUAGCAGCACGAGGUGGCGGUUUACUGGGAAAGAUUCUAGCCUACGUCCAUCUCGGAGAAUUCUUUCCAGCAUUCUGUUCUGUCUACUCCACCCACCAAUGUUCUGACUUAUCAGGCCAAGCAGUUUCUUUAUUAAUUAACCAAUGAAAGCAACACAUAGAAAGAAGACCCACCUACAUCAGCUCAGUCAAUGAAGUGUUUGCCACGCAAGCGUGAGGACCCAAUUUCAGAGCCCUAGAACCAAUGUAAAAAGCUGGGGUGGUGGUGGAGAGGAUGCAGAGGCAGGCAGAUCCCUGCAACUCCUGGCCCGUUGGCCUGAGUGGAUGAACUAGGUUCAGUAAGAGACCCCGUCUCACAAAGUGAAAGGAGAGUGAUCAUGCUCUGGCCCUCACAUGCAUGCAUGUUACCAUAUAUGUUCAUGCGCACACAUGCACUCUUCUCCUGAGCACGCAGUGUACCUCAUAGGUGCACAGAAACACGUGUUGGAUGGCUGGCUGGUGACACUGGAGGUUUCCUAUUGCAGGUCUCUUUGGCUAAAGGGAAAAGUCAGAAUUGAGUGGGGGCCACAUAAUGCUAGGUGUUAGCAUUUUCAUCACUGACUAUGGAAUGGGUACUCCUGGGACGUGUGUGAGUCAGGUGCAUUUAGGGACCCAGUGUGCACUUGGCGUGGGAAAUGGUGCAAAUUCAGAAUCUACCUUUAAUUCCCAGAAGCCCUUAGUGUUCAAUUCUGGCUGAGGAAUCUCUACUACUCUAAGAUCCUAAGGCUGAUGGUAAAUCAGAAUAGAUACGGAAGACAUGUAGGUUCUCUGCAGUGGCUCCAGGCUGGGCGCCACCAUGACCUUGCCUUUGGUUCUUGUUUGUGCUGUCCAAACCCUGUGUUCCCAUCCCCCAAGCCCUCCACCAGUACUCCCAGCAUGUUUUCCAGUAUGCAACAUGUGCUUGGCUGAUAUUGGUGUGGAAUUUGGCCUCCGACUUGGAGAAGAGGACAGACAACUAUGUGGUUCGGGGCUUCAAUGGGGCCGUGGACUCCUGCUGAGCCCACACCUUGAGAGAGAGUGAAAAGAGCCAGCCAUCCAAGUCCUGAGGCCAUAGCUCACUGCUGCCUCUGGGAUCCCGUGAGUGGCUAGACACCCACCUCAAUGACAGUAGGUGCCAACGGCUGUUUCUCCACCCUGGGUUGUGAGGACUUCUCCGUCUGUUAACUGGAAAUGAGCUUAGCCAGAGAACUGAGAGUGUAGGUUAAUAUUUAGAAAGGAUUUUCAAGAUAAAGAACCCAGUUAAUCCCAAUCAGGAGGUCUUUUCACUUCUAUUUGUGGAGUAGGUGGAGACUGUGUUCCAAGUUAGGACAAUUCCCAUAAUCCUCCUAAGCCCCCUUUCCAUCGCAGUUACUAACUUUACUUCUACAAAGUCAGGAGAUGCUUCUCACAAUGUCAGUGUCGGUUGCUGGAGGACACACUUGGGGUUCAGACUCUGGUCCAAGAAAUCACCAUAGAAAAUAAGCGCCAAUAGGCAGCAAACAAGCUUUAAGACAAAAUGGAGAGGCUAUUGCGACAGUGACCAAUGAUGUAAAAGAUUAAGGCUAGACAUGAACAGCACUUGGAAUAAGCUCCUUGGGAGGGAUGACAUUCUAACAAUGACAUGAGGGACGUCCCAGGUCACCUUUGCGUUCCAAGAAUUCAUGCUUGGGCUUCAAAGGUCAGGACACACCUCUGACACCAUCUCUAAGUGUCUUGGCCCUUCUGUGCUCUAGACAACUGGUACUAGAGGUCUCUGGGCAAUGUCUGGUGAACAAAAGAGCUUCUCCACCGCUACCCAUAGCAGUGAAUGACAGAAGGGAGUUCAACCCACCAGACUAUCUUUUUCCCCACAUUUAUUUUUUCACCUUGCAUGCUGCAGACAAUUUAGUUUUCUAAAUUGCAAAACCUUUCAAAGACAUCUGGACGGUGGUGGCACACGCCUUUAAUCCCAGCACUCGGGAGGCAGAGGCAGGCGGAUCUCUGUGAGUUCGAGGCCAGCCUGGUCUACAAGAGCUAGUUCCAGGACAUUAACAAAAAGCUACGGAGAAACCCUGUCUCAAAAACCCAAAAAAGAAAAAGGAAAAAAAAAAGACACCUAUGAACACUCCAGUGUUCCUUCACUUUCUAGUCUUUUUCCUAGACUGCAAGAAUGUCCAUGCCCACCAGUCCUGAAAUAGGAUGUUCUUGUAUGCAACCCAAGAGGCCUCAGCAGUGUUUCCUACCCCACUGCAGCUGGUGUCAUCGGGCACAGCAUCCCUGGGAGCCAUCAAAUCCAUCCACUACAUAGACAUUUUGAUAAAACACAAGGCGAGGGUACUGAAGGGUGGAGGGUACCAAGGAGACUAGACCCUUUGAAUGAGGCGAUAAUUGCUGUUUACUAGGAUUAGAAUAUAUUAAAAACAAAUAUUUUUCUUUUCCUUUUCCUUUUUGUUGACAGGGUAUUGCUGUCUGGACUAGGCUGGCCUGGAAUGUCUGGGAUCAGGUGUUCUGCUUCCGUCUCUGGAACUACAGGUUUCUUUAAUCAAAUGGAGUUGUGUUUGGCAGGAAGAAUUCCUUUGUCUUCUCUGACAUGUCAAAGUGACUGGGAGAAAGGGCAGACCCAAGGUGCUGGCCGCAGAGGCGGAAUGGCCUUUCCCAUAGCUGGCUCCCCUGUGGACAUCCUUAUUGCUAGGUCUCCAACUGUGACAGAGGCUUUAUCUUGUGACUCACAUUGGACCUGUAUCCUGGCCCAGUACUGGAGCACACAGCAUGGAAUGGUAGGCUUGGUCUCUAGAGCUGCAUGGAUUAUUUUAAUUGUUUUUCAUUUUUAUAUCUGUCCAUCUGCCUGUCUAUCAACUUACUUACCUAUAAUCUAUUUCUCUACCUACCUACCUAUCACCUAUCAUCUACCAACCUAUGUAUGUGUGUGUAUGUAUGUAUGCAUGUAUCUAUCACUCUCAUCUUAUCGAUCUAUUCAUCUAUCUGUCUAUCUAUCUAUCUAUAAUCUAUUUUUACCUACCUAUCUAUAAUCUGUUUAUUUACCGACUUAUCAUCUGUCUAUCAAUCAAUCAAUCUAUCUAUCUAUCUAUCUAUCUAUAAUCUAUUUUUACCUACCUAUCAUCUGUCUACCUAUCUAUAAUCUGUUUGUUUACUUACCUAUCAUCUGUCUGUCUAUCUAUCUAUCUAUCAUCGGUUUAUUUACCUACUUAUCUAUCAUCUGUCUGCUUGUCUGUCUCUACAUGUAUGUAUAUGUGUGGGAACACACCACAGCAUGUAUGUAGAGGCCAGAGAACAACUUGAAGGAGCCAAUCUCUCCUUCUCCCAUAUGGGUUCUGAGGAUCAAACUCAGGUUCUCAGGCUUCAUGGCACGUGCCUUUACUCGCUGAGACAUUUCAUCCACCAUGGAGGGAUUUCAUUUUUAAAGGAUUAUUCUGACAACAGCAGGCCUCAUCUUCCUUUUGACCUCUCUGAAGCUGUCUUGUGCUUCAGCCCCAUGGCUCUGUAGUUUUGCUCUCCCAGUGUCCCUGUUCCUGCAGGAGGACCUCUGCUGCCGGCUGGAGGAACGAGAGCACAGAGCCGGUCCUGCCCACGGUCCCCGGGCUCUUUGAGCAUCAGCCUGGCCACUGUUUGUCUGGAGACAGUUUGGGUGUGGCUUUUGGAUCUCAGGUGAUACAAAGAAGGGCUCUGGGAUCCACCAGUUGGUUUCUAAAAUGCAGAUGUGAUCACGCCAUGCGCUUGCUUAUAACCUUCCCAGGUCCUUCAUUAUCUUUAUUAUCUUUGUAUUGAAAUCCUGGCGCUUGGUAUUAAACACUUCGCUGCCCACUGCAGCCUCUCGUUCCCAGGGCAUCCUUGCUCUUCUGAGUUCCGGCUGCUCUCACUACAAGGGGCUGCUUCACUGUAGGCCCCAGAGUAAUGGGCCAAGAGAUUAGAACUAAGUCCUAAGUCAAAAUAAUUUUUUCUCUUUUUGUUUUUUGCCAGGCACUUACUAUGUGGACACAGACUGGCUCCUCCUCCUUCUGCCUUAGCGGUGCUGGGAUUGCAGGCUGUUCCACCAAAUGCUCCCUCCCUCUCUCAAACUUGCCCCUGGCAUUUUCUCAUAUUUUAACAUACCGACAUAUGUCAGGCAUGAGCAACACAAUCUUUCAAUUUUCUUUUUUUUUGAGAUGUUAUAUAGCCUUGACUGAUCUGGAAUUCAUUGCCUAGACCGGGCUGUCCUGGGACUCACUGAACUCAGCCUGGAUCUGUCUAGCAAGCCAUGGGAUCAAAGGUGUGCACCACCACGCCCAGCCUCUUUCAGCGCCUUUGUGUCUUCAAGUGUCACGCAAAUGGCAGAAUCACAAAACACACGGAGAUGAUUGUCUGAAACAGGAAUGUGUUGGGAUGGUUUGCUACAGCGUGUUUAUCUGUGCCCUGGACCAAAUGCUUUGUCCUGAUGUGCGAUUCUUCGUGCUAAAUCUGCGACAGGCCCUGGUCUACUGGGAUGCAGGCUCAGGUUCUCUUUCAGUGCGAGCCUGACUUCAAGACCUCUGCUUCUCCUGAGUCUCUGGGUCUGUCUCUCUGUCUCUCUCUGGGUCUGUCCUUCUGUUUCUGGGUCUGUCUCUCUGUCUCUGUCAUUCUCUGUCUCUGUCUGUCUCUCCCCCGAGACAGAAUGAACACACACAGAAUAGUGAGUGGGUAAAAACAACUGUCCUCUGCCUGAGUGUCUCCUCCAUCCAUACUCUAGAGGUGAGGGCCUCCUAGAUCUGUAUCUGGGGUUCCCGUCCACUUGCUGGCUGCUUUCCGGGGCAGACUUUUCUGCCUUGUGGUUCAGGUAUCUGCCUUUAAGCCCCCAGCUCUUAAUUUUUAUUUUAUUUCAUUGAUUUUUUUGGACCUGGAGAGAAGGUUCAGUGGCUGUUCUUCUAGAGGACCCAGGACCAGGUUUGAUCUCCCAACACCCUCAUGGUGGCUCACAACCAUCUGUAACUCCAGUUCCCAGGGAUCCAACACCUUCUUCUGGCCUCACGUAUGUGGUGCACAGAUGCACACGUAGGCAAAAUAUCCAUAUGCAUAAAAAUAAGAUAAAAUAAAUGUGAGGCAAUAAAAAUGUAUUUAUUUACAUGUGUGUGCACGUGUGUGGAGUGGACACACCGCUGCAUAUUUAUUAAAUGUGUGUGCAUGUGUGUACACACCACUGUGUACUUGUGGAGAACAGGGGAUGACUUCCAGGAGUUGGUUCUCUCCUUCCACCCUGUGGGACCUGGGAGAGAACUCAGGUCCUCAGACUUGGGAGCAGUGGCCUUUACCCACUGAGCCACGUGACCUUCUUCAAAGCUCUACGUUUUUCUCUGGCCCCUGAUUUAGUUGUUUGACAAGGAUCUUUUCCCGCUCAAAUGAGGACCCCACAGGGCCAUGGUGGGAUUGCACGACUCUUCUUGGUUGCCUUUUAGGGACUUAAUUCUAGGCCAGACCACACUCAUCAAACAACACUGCUUUCAAAGCUGUAAGAAGUGAGUGUGGAAGGUGCAAAGAGACCAAACCGGUCCAGCUGACCUCCUAGCGGAGCCUUCCUGAGGCAGGGCAUCCUUGGUUUAAACCCAUCUGGGACAGAGAACUCACUGUCUCACAAACGGCCUGUACUCAUUACACUUUUAGAAAGGAUGUUUCCAUGUGAUAUCCGUGUUCUCCCCAUCAGUGGCUGCUGCUAGGACCGCCACCAACCUGCCAGGCUCCGCAAAGAAGUUUGAGCUCCAUCUUACCCAUCUCCUGACAGGCCCGAGGCCCCGUGCCAGCCUCUUCUGGAUCAUGUGUCUCUAUGUCCAAACUCAGGGCUCGCUUCAUCACACUGAGGACAUUGACCUAGUCCAAGGGAUUCUGAAAAUCUGCACACGGACGGUAACUAGUGCUUGGGCUAGCUUAAUGGUAGCGUGCUUGCCUAGUGCAUGUUUUGCCCUGGGACUGAGCCUAGCAUUGAGGAAAGAAAAAAAAAAGUCACAUGUUGGCAAACCUAAUUUUGAAGUGCUGGAAAUGGAACCCAGGGCCCUCUGCUCUUAGUCAAGGACUCUGCCCUUGAGCUACACCUUCACUCUGACAGCCAUAAAAAAAAAAAAAUCAGCUGAAUGCAAAAAAAGAAAAAAAAAAUAGCAUUCCCUCAAAUUCUAAGGCUCCUGGAUUUCGGAGCCCGUGUCCGUGUCAUGAAUGGCUUUCUCUGGUCCUGAACUGGCCUUGCUUUAUGCUCCACGAAGCACAGUGGUCUUCCUUCUCUGAGUUACACUCACUCAGGCGGCAGCUCUGAGAGAGGGGCUGGGCCCUGCCAGACAUGCAACAGCGCCGGGAAUCUGGGGCACGCGGCCUUUUGUGCUGGCCUGGGACCCAGUGUUCUUUGAGGGGUCAUGCUUGCCUGAGGUAUGCUCGCAAGGUGUGGCCUGAAGCAAAACAACGAGAUAAAGCCUCAAAGGUCAGCCCCAUCGUGGCUAUUCUCAGAGCAGACUUUUGCUCCCCUGCCUUUGCACCUGAAAGAGGAAGGGAUGUUCAGCUCUGGGCGACAUCAGCACCAGGAGACACCAGGCUUCACCCAGUGCCUAAUGGACGAGGAUGGACCAAAGAGUAAAGAAGAGCUGGAGUUUCCCAUAAUGCCCCAUCCCUCACUGAGUUUCUCUGGGCAUCAACCCAGGUCCUUUUCAUUUUAAUUAAGGUGGUGAACCAGGCUCUGACUUUCAAAGGAAUCUGAGGAAAUCUUCCUGCCAAGUCCUGAGGGAAUCGCUGUGACACUCAGGAACACGGGCCUGUGUAGGUUGAGGAAUGCUGAGGAGAAUAGAUUAUAGGGAAACAGUCUACCUUUCUUUACAAGGUCCUUGUUUUGCUGCAUCCCUGAAAUCUCAGAUGCAGCCGUUACAAUGAGGGCCUGUUGCAGAAAGAGCUGACCUUUUAUCACCACUUAAAAUCUAAUUAAUCCAUACCGAAGCACAAAGAUUUCUGUUGUACGUUAGGGUGAGGGGUCAUAGAGGCCUCUUUGUUCGUCUUCAGACUUAUACCCGUCAAGCGUUGGGGAUAGAAUUUUACCAAGCAAAUUGGAAAGUAGCAGAUCAAAUCCUUAUCAGAAAGCCUAACUCAUAGUUUUUAACAGAUUCCUCUACCCUUUACAUGAAACACUAUAUUCAAGAGGAACAAAAACGUAUUUCAGAGCGCCCAGGGAGUGAAUGACCAAAGCUUAUAUUCCGGGUGGCAUAGGAUCAAGACCGUCACACCACUGUCAACCGCCGAGGGCAGCAGAUUCUAUAGAGUGGCCGAGCUGCACCAUCUGCCCCAAUGGCUUUCAUCUUCAGAACGGCCAUGCAAUCUGCAGGGCUUUCGCUCUCACUGCUAGGAUGGGUCCUGGCCAUUAUUACAACGUAUCUGCCCCACUGGAAGAACCUCAACCUGGACCUGAACGAGAUGGAAAACUGGACCAUGGGGCUCUGGAAAGCCUGCGUCAUCCAGGAGGAAGUGGGGAGGCAAUGCAAGGACUUUGACUCCUUCCUGGCCUUGCCAGCUGAACUCCAGAUCUCCAGGAUCCUGAUGUCUCUGUCGAAUGGGCUGGGGCUGCUGGGGCUGCUGGGCUCUGGCUGUGGCCUGGACUGCUGGAGGCUCGGAGAGAGCCAGAAGGGUCUGAAGAGGCGGCUGCUCAACUUGGGAGGGCUCCUGCUCUGGACUUCGGGCGUGCUGGUCCUGGUUCCUGUCUCCUGGGUGGCCCACGUGACGGUUCAGGAGUUCUGGGAUGAGACCCUGCCUGAAAUUGUGCCCAGGUGGGAGUUUGGGGAGGCCCUUUUCCUUGGCUGGUUUGCUGGCUUCUGCCUGGUGCUGGGAGGGUGCCUGCUCCACUGUGCAGCCUGCUGGAGCCCGGCUGCCCCCUCCUCGGGCCACUAUGAAGUGGCAGGAUUGCAAGACCACGGUUCGUAUCUGGAAAACGGAACUGCACAGCCUCAAGUGUAAGCCACCAGCGGGGCCUAGUCAUGUCCUUUGUCACCGAUGACAAAACGUCUCUGUUAUGUAACUUAAUUGUUCUGCUCACUUUUUUUUUUUU